Molecule: messenger RNA, 6010 nt
Organism: Stegostoma tigrinum
Lineage: Eukaryota; Metazoa; Chordata; Chondrichthyes; Orectolobiformes; Stegostomatidae
Product: EH domain-containing protein 3
Exons: 6
Coding region: 76-1683 (535 amino acids)
Biological process (GO): endosomal transport; endocytosis
Cellular component (GO): plasma membrane; cytoplasm
Molecular function (GO): protein binding; GTP binding; calcium ion binding
Source: RefSeq, a predicted model, not a curated record
UCGCUGAGGCAGUUAAGUGGUUUUUAUUUUGGGGGUUGGGGAAAGUUUAAAACAAAACCGAGGCUUUCUGUCAGCAUGUUCAGCUGGCUGGGGACGCACGACCGCGGCAAAAAGGACCCGGAGGUCUUUCAGACGGUGACGGACGGCCUGAAGAAGCUCUACAAAACCAAGCUGCUUCCCCUGGAGGAACAUUACCGCUUCCACGAGUUCCACUCGCCCUCCCUGGACAAUGCGGAUUUCGACAACAAGCCCAUGCUGCUGCUGGUCGGUCAGUACUCCACCGGCAAGACCACCUUCAUCAGGUACCUUCUUGAACAAGAUUUCCCAGGAAUGAGGAUUGGACCUGAGCCAACUACUGAUUGCUUCAUUGCUGUAAUGAAUGGGGAUGUAGAAGGAGUGGUUCCUGGAAAUGCUCUGGUGGUGGAUCCAAAAAAGCCAUUCCGGAAACUUAAUGCUUUUGGCAAUGCCUUUUUGAACAGAUUUAUGUGUGCCCAGUUACCAAACCCAGUGCUUGAAAGCAUUAGCAUCAUUGACACUCCUGGCAUCCUAUCUGGAGAAAAGCAGCGUAUCAGCCGAGGUUAUGACUUUGCUGCAGUGUUGGAAUGGUUUGCUGAGCGUGUUGAUAGAAUCAUCCUUCUGUUUGACGCUCACAAGCUAGAUAUUUCUGAUGAGUUCUCUGAAGUUAUCAAAGCACUGAAGAAUCAUGAGGACAAGAUCCGUGUAGUGCUGAACAAGGCGGACCAGAUUGAGACCCAACAGCUAAUGAGAGUUUAUGGUGCUCUUAUGUGGUCUUUAGGCAAAAUUGUCAAUACUCCUGAAGUGAUAAGGGUUUACAUUGGCUCGUUCUGGUCUCACCCCCUGCUGAUUCCAGACAAUCGCAAGCUCUUUGAGGCUGAGGAACAAGAUUUGUUCAAAGAUAUCCAGAGCCUCCCUCGCAAUGCUGCUUUACGAAAACUCAAUGAUCUGAUCAAGAGGGCACGUCUUGCAAAGGUUCAUGCCUACAUCAUCAGUGCCUUACGAAAAGAGAUGCCAUCUGUGUUUGGCAAGGACAGCAAGAAAAAAGAACUAAUUAACAGCCUUGGAGAUAUUUAUGCCAGGAUUGAACGAGAGCAUCAAAUCUCCCCUGGGGAUUUUCCUAACAUUAAGAAAAUGCAGGACCUACUGCAGGCACAGGAUUUUGCCAAGUUUCAGCCACUGAAGCUUAAACUUUUGGAGACAGUCGAUGACAUGUUGGGAAAUGACAUUGCUCAGCUCAUGAUCUUAGUACGUCAGGAAGAAACGCAGCGGCCUACCCAAACUGUGAAAGGUGGGGCCUUUGAAGGCACGAUAAAUGGCCCAUUUGGACAUGGAUACGGUGAAGGAGCUGGUGAGGGCAUUGAUGACCUGGAAUGGGUUGUGAUCAGAGAUAAACCAAGCUAUGAUGAGAUCUUCUACACCCUCUCUCCUGUCAAUGGGAAAGUCACAGGGGCAAAUGCAAAGAAGGAGAUGGUAAAGUCCAAGCUUCCAAACACUGUGCUGGGGAAAAUUUGGAAGCUGGCAGACAUAGAUAAGGAUGGAAUGUUGGAUGAUGAGGAGUUUGCAUUGGCUAAUCACUUAAUUAAGGUCAAACUAGAAGGCCACGAACUACCCAGUGAAAUUCCACAGCAUUUGAUUCCACCAUCAAAGAGAAAGCUGGCUGAGUGAUUGGCGUAAUGAUUGUCAUCCUCAGGGAGAUAGGAGGAUAAAGGCUAGGAAGUGGACAGUUUUAAAGUCUUGAUAUUGAAGUUAGGCAGGCAGACAAAAUGAUGGAAGAAAUGCAAAUUUUAAUUGAAAUAUGUAUUCCAAAAAAGUUAUCACGAAAAUAUGAUCGGAGAAAGUAUUUGUUUUUUUAAAUAAGAACAUGUUGUAACCUGAGGCUACUGUAUACCAUUGCAUUCCUGGGUGUUUUUCUAUCACUAAAUUUUUUCAGAAGCAAGAAAUCUGAGUUUUAAAAGUAAUGUAUUGUCUAAUUUAUCAUUAUCUUAAAGACAAGUUAACCCAUCAUUUUGUUCACUUCUACAUUUAAAAUAUCUCAAAAUAAAACUAAGAUGUCACCUUGAGUACAUGGGGUCUUACAGAACUUCAAGUUGUCUAUUCUUAUCAGGAAGCUUGAAUUUGAUUUUUUUCCAAAUUUAGCACAGUUUUGAAUAACUAGCGUUUAGCUCUUCUUCAAAAAUCCAGACUAGUUUGUUUUCCCCUUUAAGAAUAGAUGUUUCUCUAAAUGCAGUUUGCUUUGUUGCCUUCCAAUUUUUUUUUUGCAGCUUCUGAAUCAUGGUUUGGUGUUUUAUUUGUUCAAUGAUCUUUUGGGUGGGUGGAUAUUGUAAAUAUUCAAAGAACCGCUCCAGUGUCAAACCAAGUGUUGGUAUGUAUGAAAGUAUUUGCAGGACUUUCUGUAUACUGAAAGUUUUGGUGACUUUAUCUUGUCCUGUGGGAAUGCUUCUAUUUUGCUGAGUCAUUUUAAUUUGUAACUUUGCUGUGACUUGUCUGUAACUGUAGAUUAGUUUUGUGGCUUGUAUGGUAAUUGUAUAAAGUAAGAUUGGCAAAGAAAAACUGAACCAAUGUUGUAACUUAUCUCUAGUGUAUGAAGAACUCUGAAUUGUAUAGUGGUAUAUUUAAGUAUUUUCUGUAUACCUGUAUUUACUGUGCACAAUUAUAUACUGCAGCAAAGCAUGCAAGAUAACAAUGCAUUCUCCAGUUAAAGCACACUCAUGAGUGUGCUCUAACUUGGUACACUGAACCUUUUCUAAGAGUGUACAUGUACCUUUUUCCAUGUCACCUAUCCUUUCUGCUUUGUGAAGUUUUAGAAAUUUUGUCAUUAUACAUUCACUUUGUACUGAGCAAUGUCUUUUUUUUAAAAAAAAUCAUUUCCAUUUGUGGUUAUAUUGAAAACUACAGCACUGUUUCCAACUACUGCUUGCAUGGUAUUGUGACUUUUUUUGAGAUUAAAUUUCAGGGGUUUUUUCCCAAGUAGUGUCAAAAAUUGUUCUAAUGAACCAGUGCAGUGAGACAUUGAAAGUAUUCAGUAAAUCUUAGAUCAGUACACUUUUUAUGUGAGCUUCACCUGAGUGGGUAUUAAGCUGCCUCAUUUUCAGUUGCUAAUCUUGCUGAUGUUCUAUCCAAAUGCUGAUUUGUGACACAAUUUUUCGUACAAAAAAAGUAACUUCUUAGCAGUUAGUCGGUGUGGUUACUAAAAGUUGAGCCAGUCUACAACCUGUAAGAAUAUACUGUCUAUAUUUGUUUUACAGUUCUUUGGUCAAGAAUUGUCUGAAGGGAAUGUUUCCAAAUAAAGCACCAAACGUUGAGCUGAAUGAAAAAAUUGUUUGAUCCCCACCUUCUACUCCCCCCACCCCACAACCUAAUUUACAGUGCAAUUGAGGGGAAAAAAUGCACACCUCUCAUUUGAAAGGAGAAUGCUUGAGGAAAGCAAACGAGGAGUUUUGUAUGUUAUCAUUGGGUGUUGUGAAUUCCCUGCUGACAAGAUUAUAUUAAUGUGAAUAGCAGACUUUGACUUUUGGAUAUUCAAUAUUGGAAUUGGGAUUUGUGGGAACAUUAACCUCUUGCAUCACUUUGAACCAUUUUGUUUUCAAAUUUCAAUUACAGAAUCCAUUUUUCAAUCUGACUACAGAUUAUCAAUGAUUUAAGGUUCCCAUUGGAAUUCCAGAGGUGGAGAAUUUGUUUUGGAUGUUUAGUUGGCAGAGGGAAGAACCAGAAAUUUGAACAAUCAGUGCACUGCACAUGGAGCUUUUGAAGUAAAUCCUAAGGGAACUUAUUUUGUAGUAGGAUGGACAGGGUCAAAAGAAAUUAGGUUGUUUUUGCAGGACCACUAAUUUGAAUAUCUGAGUAUGUGAACAGUAUUUUUUGUAAUGAGUCUGUAGAAAAUGCAGGCUAAUUAAAAGAUUAUCUUUAUCUAUUUCCAUGAUUUGUGCUAUUAAUGUUUAAGUGAUAGCUGGGUUAGCCAAACACUCUAGUGGAGAUCUGCGCAACCCACAUGCGAGGAAAGGGUCACCAAAAAUGCCUCCUUUUUAUAUAUUGCACAGUUGGGUUUCUUCUCUUGAUGUUUGAAGACUGCCACCAGGUGCUCUUGAUCUCCUGAGUAAGUUGUCUGAAUAGCUACUAACGCAAUUCUUCAGCACUGUAUUAAAGUACUCCAGCACUUACUUGGGUGACACUGAUUUUAAGCUCUUUAGGGAGCCAACGGUGCAGAUUGUAACAUGACUUGAGGACAGCUCAGUGUCUGAAUCAGGACGUACACUCAGGACCCUUUUAUUGUUCGCCCAGCAAUGUAUGAUAUAAGCACUUUCCAGUCAAACAGUUUUUCAUACAUGCAUGUGAUCCAAAUAAUUAAUGUGACCUUUUGGUAAGAAUGUAAGAGAACUUCAGAAUCCUGUACAUAACCAGUUCACUUAGUCACACACUCCUGCUUCCUCUAAAGGAAUCCAUGCCGCUUAGUCAUAUUUGUAAGUCAUGCAAAUUUAAGUGCUAAGAUUUCCUUUUGGUUAUUAUGUCAAUAGAAAGUGUUUAAUGUAUUCUCAAAACCCACCACCAAUAUAGACAACAUGGGAUGUUUUCACAAAGACACACGUUUUUUUUCUCUAGUUUUCUUUGCUUUUUGUUCAGCAGUAAAAUGCAAGGAUUGAUGAAUGAUGAUUCAAUCUCUUGACCAUCAGCAAAUGCCUAACACUACUUCCCACAAACUCUCUGGUGUAAACUAAUUAAGCAGUUUCUUGGAGCUGUUGUUACAUGUGGAUCCCUGGUUUUCAUUUUAGUAAAGAUGUAAGAGAACUUUUGUUUUCCAUUCAAGUGUACUGCUAAAGAAAUACCUUUUUUAAAAUGUGAAAUACUCUAGUACAACAGGGUUAAACACUGGACUAGUGAGCUGUCUUUGCUUAAGUUGUUUGAAAAGAGAUUGCUACUGAAUUUGUAUGGAGCAAAAAGCUACUGAUUAUCUUCCAGAUUUUAAGGACCGUCUCUACUGUUGAAUGGGGGAUAUGCUUUCCUCUGUUUGCUGUGGCUUACUUUUGGCUUUUUUGAAUGUAUGCCUGUUGUAGAAUUGUGUCACACCUUCAUGGCUUUUGCUCAUUUUGACUGUUGGUUAUGCUUCCUAGAAACUUUGUUUACUCCCAGCAUUCAGUUCAAUCAGACUGUUCUCCAUCUAUACUUCCUUUUGGGCCCAAAUUUCAAAAGGGGUUGAAUGCUCAGCUACUUUAGGGGUUUUUGUUUAUCCCCCCACAUCUGCUUGAUCCUGUAAGUGAUAUUGGUGGAAAUUAGAUGUCUACACAUGCAUGAUUAUACUAUCCUGAGUGUAUUGUAUUCAAAUUCAUGUGCUGAAUAGACCUAAUGGAUCAAACAUACUAAAUUUCUGUUUUUCUCAUCAAGAAGGUUCCAAUUUACUAACAUAGGCCACAGUAAACUGCCCCCAAUCUAGAGUACUGAUUUUCUCCUAUUUGCACUUUUAAGGGUUUGUUACCUCACUACUGAGUUGGAAGACUAAAGAUCAGCAUCAGUUAUGAUGUUCAGUUGAAUGUCCAAUUUGCACAUUUAUUGAACUUAUUAAAGUCGUGUUCAUUCACUCUCACUCUUCUCUUUCAUGCAUGUUAGUGCAUAAAUUAAAUGUGGCAUCUUGGAUAGCAAGUCACAAAAAUGAGCAGAAGAAAAUGACAGUGCACUGAGUGAUUUAUUUUUUAUAUUGGCACCUCAACAAUGUUGGACUGGGGUGGAGAAGGUCAGAAAUCAGAUGACACCAGGUUACAGUCUAGCAGGUUUACUUGAAAUUUUCAUUUCAACUGAACCUGUUGGACUAUAACAUAGUGUAAUUUCUGAUAUUGCAAUUCUACACAUGCCUUUACAUGUAGUUACUGUAUAUUGAAAAUUCUGUGGCAUUCCUGGGUUUGUUCCAACUGUGCUUCCAAGAAUCUUGACAUUUUUCUUAUUUAUCUUGCCAAUAAUAUGCUAAUGUACAUUUUAUAAAAUAUUGUAUUUAGUGUACAAAUCU